This is a messenger RNA of Trifolium pratense (red clover), 873 nucleotides long. RefSeq lists its product as uncharacterized. The transcript is spliced from 2 exons. NCBI's taxonomy places the organism in Eukaryota, Viridiplantae, Streptophyta, Magnoliopsida, Fabales, Fabaceae. The coding region runs from base 92 to 538 and encodes 148 amino acids. The record is from RefSeq and is a predicted model, not a curated record.
UUGAGCAAACUACUAACUACCAAAACCAGCCAUAUACCUUAUGAUGUGUUUCUCUUUCUCUCUAAUCUUCAACAAUUAAUUUUUAAUUAGCAUGGAAAAUAAAUUGAUUAACAGAACAACCCUGUUUUUCCUUCUUUUUAGCAUCUUGUUAAUCCUUCAAUUCCAACAUGUAACCUCUGAUGAAGGUGGCCAAAAUGUUGCACAAGAUUAUCCAGGAAAACCACUCUUUUCCAAGAUAUUGAUGGACACUGUUUCUCUUCUCAGAAAAUCACAUGAAAGUUCUUGGGAGAAAAUCAAAACUGUCAUCCAUGAUCUUCAGAUGCAGUUUUCACCACCAACUUUGGAUUUCAGGGGUGCUGGAAAUGCAGAACAUGAUGGUAUGAAAGAAGCAGUUGGGAAAAGUUUCGACAAAAGCAAAGAAUCAGUUAAAGAAACUGCUAAAACAGCAGCAGAACUUGUUGGAGAUGCAAUUCAUAAGACAACAGAAAAAGUGAAAGAUAGUUCUGAAACUGACAAGGAAUCUAAAGCAGAACUUUGAUCAAAAUAGUUAUUUUUUUUUUCUUGUUCUUAUUUUAGGGACAUUUUAAUCAAAAUUCAAAGCUGUUGUUGUAGGAGAUUGCUAUCUUUGUAUUGUAUGAAACAAGUUCUUUGUUUGUUUCAUACCUUUUCCUAAUUUCGACCAAUACAUGGAAGAAUGUUAAAAAAAUGUUCCCUCAAUACUACUAUAUAAUAGCAAUUCAAUGAAUAUUGUAACAUUUUUUCAUCCUAUGCUUUUAAUAAAAAAACAUGUUAACAUGCAACAUAAAUUUACCUCUACAUCUUUCUCUUUCCCUUAUGGUUCAACAACAUUUGUCCUUCAACUUUCAGUUUAUG